UUUUCUUGCCACAAAAUGCUGAUCAAAGUCAAAACCCUCACGGGCAAGGAAAUCGAGAUUGACAUUGAGCCGACCGACCGCGUCGAUCGCAUCAAGGAGCGCGUCGAGGAGAAGGAAGGCAUCCCGCCAGCACAGCAGCGUCUGAUCUUUGGAGGCAAGCAGAUGAACGACGACAAGACGGCGGCAGAGUACAAGAUUGCUGGUGGAUCAGUGCUGCACCUCGUCUUGGCAUUGCGAGGCGGCUGCUGAGAAACACCGAAACGUCGGUUGGAGCAUUAUUCACUCAGCAGCUGAGCACGCAAGCAACAGAGUGUUGGUGUGCUUGAUGUGUGUGUGUGUGUGUGUGCGCUCGUUGUUGACUUGUUGCCUUUUGUUUGUAGAAUCGAUACUUGAUUUUAUUCGCGAUGAAAAACUGAUCAAAAAUAACACAUUUUGCAUCAACCAAAA
This is a messenger RNA of Capsaspora owczarzaki ATCC 30864, 447 nucleotides long. RefSeq lists its product as hypothetical. NCBI's taxonomy places the organism in Eukaryota, Filasterea, Ministeriida, Capsasporidae. Gene Ontology annotation, biological process: protein neddylation; regulation of proteolysis; modification-dependent protein catabolic process. Bases 16 to 249 code for a protein of 77 amino acids. The transcript has 2 exons. Gene Ontology annotation, molecular function: ubiquitin protein ligase binding; protein tag activity. The record is from RefSeq and is a predicted model, not a curated record. Gene Ontology annotation, cellular component: nucleus; cytoplasm.